GACGAUUAUACAGCACAAGCAAAGUAAGUGAUAUAUGUGCACAACAUAUAUACAUGUAUACUUAUUAUGUACUACUAUAAAUAUAGUAUGCAAGCUAUAAUGGAGAAACGACGUAGAAGAAGAGAAUCACACAAUGCAGUUGAAAGAAGAAGAAGAGAUAAUAUCAAUGAAAGAAUUCAAGAAUUAGGUACACUUUUACCUGAGAAUGUUGAUGAUGGUAUCAAUCGAAUGAACAAAGGAACUAUACUGCGUAAAAGCGUAGAACAGAUAAGGAAGUUACAAACUGAUAUAGUUCAAUAUCAAAAUAGAAUAAGAGAACUAGAAAUUGUUUUACAACAAAUUCGACAAAAUAAGCAAACAUUCCUUAGGAACUAAAGUAUUAUAUACAUGUAUAUGUAUGCUGUAUAUCCACUUAUUCAUCACUCUUUUAUCUGUAUAGUUCUUUCUUUCUUUCUUUCUUUCUUUCUUUCUUUCUUU
Messenger RNA from Cokeromyces recurvatus, 477 nucleotides. RefSeq names its product helix-loop-helix DNA-binding domain-containing protein. The coding region runs from base 67 to 375 and encodes 102 amino acids. The record is from RefSeq and is a predicted model, not a curated record. Gene Ontology annotation, cellular component: nucleus. Lineage: Eukaryota; Fungi; Mucoromycota; Mucoromycetes; Mucorales; Mucoraceae. The transcript is spliced from 2 exons. Gene Ontology annotation, biological process: regulation of transcription by RNA polymerase II. Gene Ontology annotation, molecular function: DNA-binding transcription factor activity, RNA polymerase II-specific; RNA polymerase II cis-regulatory region sequence-specific DNA binding; protein dimerization activity.